AGCCCUGAGCCAGAAGAAAACAGCAGCAAGCUACUCAAUUCUGGAAUUCUUGCUUGGGAUAUUUGAUCCCCUUUUUAUACAUCAAUGACAAUUCUCGUCAUAACAACCAAGGACAAUGGCAAAUAAGAAGAAAGUAUUAGUAACAGGGUUUGAGCCUUUUGGAAAGCAUGCGGUGAACUCCAGCUGGGUGGCAGUUCAGGAACUGGAGCUAUUGGGGCUGGGCGAAGCAGUCGACCUUCAUGUGUGUGAAGUGCCUGUUGAAUACCAGGCUGUUCAGGGCCUACUGCCGUCUCUGUGGAAAGAGCACAAGCCGCAGCUGAUGGUCCACGUCGGUGUUUCUGGGUUAGCCACCACUGUCACUCUGGAGCAGUGCGGCCACAACAAGGGUUACAAGCGCCUGGACAACUGCAGCUUCUGCCCGGCUUCCCAGUGCUGCAUGGACAGCGGCCCCGAGUGCAUACAGUCUGUCCUGGACAUGGAUACAGUCUGCGGACGGGUCAAUGACUCUGGCCUCGGGGUUACUAUUUCUGUAUCUAAGGAUGCUGGACGGUAUCUGUGUGACUACACCUACUACACCUCUCUUUACCUUGGGCAGGGCCACUCUGCCUUCAUCCAUGUGCCUCCACUUGGAAAGCCCUACAGCAGCCAGGACCUGGGCAGAGCUCUUCAGGCCGCGAUACAGGAGAUGCUCAAACUGCUGGAACUGGAUCACAAACACCACCAGCACUGCAAUCACAAGCACCAACAGCAGCAUGAGCACGACUGAGUUCUAGUGCAGGAGGUGAUGACCCGAGUUAGUCAACUGUUAGCUCCAGAAAUGAAUGGCAAAAAAACCCAAUGGAAACUUGUGUCUGAACUGGGUGUUUUUAACUGUUAUCUCAAUGCCCAUUGUAAACCAUGUGUUGUAUCUUUACAAUUGUGAAGGUCUUACAAGACUACAGCAUCUGUUUAUUGUGGACCUGGUCUGGGUCUUUGCAUGAAUGGGUUUGGAUGUGUAUGCAGGAGCAGUGGGCAUCUAUCUGGAAUUCUGCCUCUGAUAAGACUGUGAAAAUAGAUGUCAACCAUUUUAAAUAUACAAAAAUGGUAUCAUGUGAAAGGGGGAUUUAUGAGACUAUAUUUAGAUAUAAUAGUAGUAUUAACAAGAUAGCUGAAACUGCAAUUUAUAAACGGUGAUAUAUUGUGGGAACACUUACGGUCACACUAACUGUUUGAGUCACAUCCUUCCCCUGCCACCCGUGUGUCUGUCCACUCACUAUUUUUAUGUGUUUAAUUUGUUUCUAGUCGUAUGAUUUACGCUGCCAUUCCCUUGCGUUGCUUGUAUUUGCACCACAGAAAUGUAAAGAUUCACACGUGAAAUGAUUUGUUUAUCUCAGGGAAUAUGUUGCACACACAAUCAAUAUUAAGUAAUUUGAUAGAUGUAAUGUCUGUCCUGAAGCUUUGCAAGUCAAAGCCAGCUCAAAGCCGAGUAGAACUAAAACACUUUCUUUAAAUACACAUUUUUUUAUUUGUCCAUGUCAGUGUGAAAUCUUCUACUGCUUGUACUUUGAGUACAACAUAUAGUUUUAUUUUAACUCUCAACAACUAAAAAAGUGUUGUUCAGUGCUUACGAAUGACUUAACAUCAUUUACGAAUGUGCCCUGUGGGCCACAAUAAACAUACUUUUGUACAUUUGUUAUAUAAUUCUUUAGAGGGAUAAUUUCAGUGUAUUGAAUGGCACUUUGACACAGAUAACACGUAAAACCUUUGUUCACCUUUUAAAUGUUAGUGUCUUAAAUAUUCACGCACACUUUCUCAAAGAUCACACACAUGAACAAUAAUAAAACAUUUAAGUGAG
Pseudoliparis swirei is the source of this 1834-nucleotide messenger RNA. RefSeq names its product pyroglutamyl-peptidase 1-like. Gene Ontology annotation, cellular component: cytosol. Gene Ontology annotation, biological process: proteolysis. Lineage: Eukaryota; Metazoa; Chordata; Actinopteri; Perciformes; Liparidae. The transcript is spliced from 5 exons. The coding region runs from base 116 to 766 and encodes 216 amino acids. Gene Ontology annotation, molecular function: pyroglutamyl-peptidase activity. The record is from RefSeq and is a predicted model, not a curated record.